Molecule: messenger RNA, 1630 nt
Organism: Rattus norvegicus (Norway rat)
Lineage: Eukaryota; Metazoa; Chordata; Mammalia; Rodentia; Muridae
Gene: Cstdc4
Product: cystatin domain containing 4
Cellular component (GO): cytoplasm
Molecular function (GO): cysteine-type endopeptidase inhibitor activity; endopeptidase inhibitor activity
Source: RefSeq, a predicted model, not a curated record
UUCAAAACUUCCAGAAAAUCUGCAAAGAAAGGUAAUUUAACAAAGGUAUCUUUCUUUGUCUUUACAACAGUGUCAGUACCCUAGUAAGAAGGAUUUUGUUUGUUUUUAGAUGUCUAUUUCACUUUUAUCUUAAUUUUUAUAAUUGUUUAAAUACAGACGAGCACAAUAAAAUAACAGAUAUCGUUGGUCUGUCACUCAGAACUGACAUGUAUCCAGGCCUAUCUCUCUUGAGGAAUCACCCCAGUAGGCAGGCAUAGCUGAGUAGUAAACUUCUGUCACUUUGCUGUGCCCUAUUCCCUGGUAUCCUUAGCACUUCGCCUUUGACACAUAGCAAGUCUUCUAAAGUGUGGCCUUUCCUUUGACAUGGUUGGGAAAAUACCUGGUAAGUUACCUAUUUGCCUGCAAACCCAACACUUCCGAAGCAAAGUCAGAAAGAUCAGACAUUCUAGGUUAUGCCUGUAAUCCCAGCCCUCUGCAGGCGGAGGCAGGAGAUGCCUCCUUAAGGUUUAUAGUAAGUUCCAGGAUACCCUCGGCUACAUGAAGUACCUUCUAAAACUGUAAUCAGUGAGUAUAGUGGUGGAUGUCAUUAAUCCAAACACUGAGGCAGAGGCAGGGUGAUCUCUGUGAGUUUGCAGCCAGUGUGGAGAGAGUGUGAAUUCCAAGAUAUCCACACGGUGUUUCCCAGAGAAACCAAGUCUAAAACAAAACUAAAUAAAAACAUAAAACAAGAGAAUGAAGAGCAGCAGAAGAAAUGAAGAUGUUUGCCAUUUGCUUCUAAAUAUUUGCAGUUAAAUGUUUUUGAAACUACAAGUAAAAAUCCACUGUAGACAGUUUUGUUAUCUUUAUAAAGUUGGGUGGAUCCUAAGCAACCAGCCUUGACAUUAUUAAGUAUUCUCCUUAAGGAACACUUCAAGGUUUAACAUUUUUAGGAAAUCUGAUUAUACAUGUCUUUCCUCAGAUGACACAACAGGAUGACAUUAUGACACACACUUGCUCAUGUCCCCCACCACAUUUCCCCCCAACUCCACUCAGUAUUUCCUCUCAGGGAUGCUGUAAGACUUGCCUGAGGCCACACUCAUUUCCCCAGUUCCUCUGAUACUGUGGAGAUGAUACAUUAGAGGAGGAGUUUACACAUACCUUUCAAACCCUGACUCUCAGUGCUUGCCGGAUCAUUCCUUCUCAGUGUCCUGCCCAGCAAAGGAGCAACUCAUCAUCAUGAUGCCCGGAGGCUUGUCAGGGGCUAGACCUGCCACACCAGAAAUCUACCUUGCUGACAAAGUCAGAGCAUUGCUUGAAGAGAAAAUCAAUGCAAAAUAUGAAAAAUUCAAAGCCAUUGAGUAUAAAUCUCAAGUCGUUGCUGGACAAAAUUACUUCAUUAAGAUGGAUGUAGGGGGUGGUUGUUUCCUCCACAUAAAAGUCUUCAGAGGACUCUCUGGAGAAGAUAAUUUGGAACUUAGUGAUUACCAGACUAACAAAACCAAGAAUGAUGAGCUGUCCUACUUCUAAGCAGCAAAUUCUAAAGUAACCUGAUUCCUCUCUUUGUAAGCAGAGGCAGCUGUCAAUAAAGAAGCAUUCAUAAAAUAACUGUUUUACUCCCUCAUUACUCAGUAUUGUGUUAACCUGGACUACA